Molecule: messenger RNA, 5008 nt
Organism: Larimichthys crocea (large yellow croaker)
Lineage: Eukaryota; Metazoa; Chordata; Actinopteri; Sciaenidae
Gene: fam89a
Product: family with sequence similarity 89 member A
Exons: 2
Coding region: 181-717 (178 amino acids)
Source: RefSeq, a predicted model, not a curated record
UGUCUUGCCCUCACUCCGGUCACUUGACGUGGCGUCGCUGGCCGCCUCGGGCACAGAAAACACGGACGCUGUUGAUCGGUUUGUUUGGUCAGAGACUGUUUGUGCUCCGCGUUUACAGGAUUUAAGGAUAAACGGUAAAGCUCCGGUGUCUCGUCGCUUCGUGUAGCAGCUCUCGGGACGAUGAACGGUAAGUCAGCGAACGGCUCUCUGGGAGGGAUGGCCUGCAUCGAGGGGCUGCCCCCGCUGCCGAAGAGCCUGAGCGGCUUGCUGAACUCGAGCGGCGGCUCCUGGAGAGAAAUGGAGAGGAUGUACGUGAAGAAAACCAUGAUCCAGGACGACCUGAGCCGAGGCAGGAACAACACCGACAACCUGCUGGCCAACAAGCCGGCCAACCUCGACGCUGCUCUGGCUCUCCUACGGAAAGAGAUGGUUGGUUUGCGUCAGCAGGACAUGUCCCUGCUGUGCCAGCUGUGGUCGCUCCACGAGUCUAUCCAGGAGUACAAGGGCAGCUGCCAGGACCUGAGCGCCGCCUCCAGCCUCAGCAUGAUGGAGAACGGCUACUUCGACGAGGAUGAUGAGUAUUACCCGGAGCCUGGCGCCACUCCCACCGGGGAGCAGCCGGAUGGAGACGUCGGAGACGGGACCGCCACAAUGGCAGCGGGCAAGAACGGAAGCGGCAAAGACGACAGCUGGGACUCCUUUCACGUUACCAUCUGAGGCUUCUUUCUGCAGAUGGAUUUUUUUUAGGGGUAAAAGACUUGUGUUAAGCUGGAGGGAAGGUUGUUUUUUUGGUAUCUCGUUACCAUAAUAGACUAUAAAUAUAAAGCUCCAGCUUAACGGUAACUCCUCCUCAGGUGAAACACACCCCUGCUUGUGCUGCAGAAGUUUUUAUUUUUUAUUGUUUUGCAGCGUGAGCAGGAGCUUCAUCAGACCACAGAGUGGCUUGUUAACACCUGCUCAAACUCAGGAGUUGAGACGGAUUAUAACCCGAGACUCCGUAUACUCAAAAAUUAGGCAAUAUAUAUGAUUUCUUUUUAUAAACAGCUCUGCUGCUGCUUCUAUAUCAAAUGGGUUUUUUGCUAGCCAGUCACCCUUUUUUGGCAGAACUUUUUUUUUUUUUUACAUAUACAAAAAUAUAUGAACAAAGUUGUAUUAUUUAUUAUAUAAUAUAAAUAACAAGAUAUUUGCUUUCCUGUUACUCUCUUUGGAAGUUAUGUUCUGCAACCCUGCCCAGGUACAAAGGGUACAGCAUUUAGACGUUGGAAAAUCGGGACUUUAAAAGUGAACACAGACUUCUGAACUCUGUGAUCUGACUGUGUGGACAUGCUGACGGAGACGGUGUGUGUGUGUGUUACUUAUCGUUUAUUUACAUAAAUCUCGACGGUCGUCGACAGGAGCUGUCAGACCUUCUGGAGGAUGGAGAAAGAAGAGGCGACGUGCCUGUGUCGUACCUGUUCAGAGUUAAAAUCGCUUGAGAAGGGAGUUCUCGUACGCCUACUCUCGCCUUGUUAAAUCGAGCUCUGAAAAUGUGAAAUGUUUAAAAUGCUGGAAACGGUUUGAACUGUUUGCAUAGGCAAAGCCCAGGCUGCAGAUACACACCCUGAAUCUUCAAUGCUCGGGCGCGUUAUGUGCGACUCUGAUGUGCCACUGUUUUCUGACUGGGCGGUGCAAAAAGCCCAGAUGGUUUUGUCUAAUUAUACUCCACUCCACUCAGACUUGGGUCUUAUUUUCAAAGUUAUAGCCAUCAUUCCUAUCAGUGAUAACUUGCAAAGGCUGUGAACAACUAUGAAAAUGAAGCUCAAAUUAUAACCAACGACAUAGGAUUCAACAUAGCCAGGCAGCAAGUGCUCAGUAGCCAGCGUCGACUUACUCAGCUCAAAUCAAAUAAACGUGGCCAAGAACGGAGCAACUGUGACGAACUUCUCAGAUAAUUUGCACUCGCUAGCUGGAAUGUUUGUCCGUUUAUCAUGUGACGCUGAUUGAGAAAUGAAAGUACAUAAGUCUGAUGGUCAGUGAGUUCACGUGGCCUUCAGACAAAGCUGUAAAUCUGGUAGUAAGUAUCAAAUGAAUACAGGGUACUUUCUAACGCUUUGUAUCUUAUUACAUAACCUAACAAGCUCUGCUGCAUCUCUCUUGGAGUUAUACUACACAGGCUGAACAUUAUUUAAGACUUAAUUAAUAUUAUUACAGUUGUUUGAACAUACCUGCAAACCGUUCAGGGGCUGUUUUAUCUGAGCCUCACCCUGAAACUGAAACUGAAGUUUCUUUUACUAGACGAAACUGAUCACUAACAAGAUUGUAACAGCAAGUUUUUAAUUCAGCAUAACUUGCCUUUGUGUAUGAACAAUAUAUCCCACUUUACUGAAAUAACGCUCUCUGAAUCUAAAAAAAGUCUGCCUUUCUUUUGCCGCUCUCCUGCCAGAGGCAAAGACAUUUGGAUGUGCAAAUACUAUUACUCCUGCUACACGCGUGAGCGGUCUUCCUCAAUAUUUAAACUCAAACAGCAAAAGUGUCAGCUGAACCUGUAGCAUGCGACGCCGCAGUUCAAAUACCCGGCAGCUGUUCUGUCAACUCAAUUUAGAAAAUGACUUUUACUCUGUCGACAGCCACCGCCGCUCUGAGAAAAGGUGUGGCAGAGUUUCAGUAGCGUGUUGAUAAUAUAUCUGUGUGGACGUCAUCUGUGUGUAGACUGGAACACGAACCAAAGAACGUGAAGCACUCAACAUGAAAUGUAUUUGGCUUCAGGUGCCCGAGGAAGACUUUUCUAAUUGGCUGAUCUUGAAUGAUUACAUGAACGUAAAAAAAAAAAAAUGUAAAGGUGCAUAAUGAUAUCUGAUGUUUUGAAGAAUGUCUUUUUACAGCUCAUGUUUACUCUUUCUUCUUGUGAGAGUUACGCCUUCAGCCCACUCAAACAAACACUAAUAUUCAGCAGAACAACAAAGUGUUCAUAUUUCUUCUGUUUUCUUUCACACGUAAAAGUGUCAGACGUGUCAGACACGUGGCUUCUGGGUAAAGAGAAGUCAAAAGUAUCAUGUCACAAACCGGUAAUUUUCAUAGUGACCUACAGCAGUUCUCACACAGACGUUACAGUGUAACAUUAAAGGAAUAGUUGAGAUAUUUGAGGAAUGUGCUCAUUCGCUUUCUAAGCUGGCUCCGUCCAAAGGUAACAGCAUAUCAGCACCUCUAAAGCUCACACACUUUAUUUCAUUUAUUCAAUACCUACAAAAAAAACAACAACAUGAUUAUGUGUGAGACUAGAAGAAACCAGCAAGACAAGACAGCAUUUUGAAACUAUUCCUUUUAACGCUUUGAUUAUUUCUGUCAAAACCUUUUGAGGUAAAAUGUAAAAUUUCAAGCGUGUUCUUCCCUUUUCUCUUGUGAGCCGAGUUCUAAUUAACUACACGAGGUUGAAACCACAACACAAACACUACCUAAAUCAAGUUUCCAAAAAGAGUCUUCAGCAGAAGAUGACGGUACUGACUCCAUCAUCGUCUUUGUUAGAUUGAAUGUUUAUCUGUCAUGGCAACAUAUCACUAAUCUGAAACUAAUCAAAGCACAUUCAAUCAAACAAUUGAUACAGUUAAAAGCAAUUCAAAACUCAACCCCCACAUGUUUUAUUGGAUGUCUACACAAUUAGUGCCUUUGUAAACCUUCAGGUUUCAGACCUGUGGCUUACUGUUCAAGACGGGGAUGUGAAUACACCACAAACUGUUUGUCUCGCUGACAUGUGCCUGGUUCUUAAAGCUGCUGUGUGCAAAAAUUGAAACUUGAUGACUUUUGCAACUUCCUAAAUUCCUUAGUUAUUGUAUAUGACAUCACUACAAAUCUGGUUUCCGUUAUCCGUUUUCAUCUUGUUGAUGAGGUUACAGAUGUUGGGAGUGGCUGUUCUCUUCUCGUCAUGGUCGGUACUUUUCAGAAAUUGUACACAUCAAACAGAGACCACAUUUUCUUAUAUUUAUUUAAGUUAAAAAAAUCAGUUUUAAUCUUCUGCAUGUAGCAGCUUUAACUUCCAGAACAGCCUUAAAAUCCGUCAUGUCAUUUGUAAGAAAAAAGAAAAUUCUAGGUGCACUCCUCACUUGCUCAAACGUUUCAAGUGUUCAGAUGUAAUUUUGCACUUGUCUGUGGUUGUUCUGUGUUAAAUCCUGCAAAACUACGACUACCUGAUGCUCUUUUGAUUUUGGUCUUGGUCACGCAGGCACACGGUGCUCGUCGUACAGUAACUCUACUGUAACUAAAUUCAGCACAAGAGAGCUAGAAAGGAGCUUUGAACUGAACACCAGCAAAUUGUACCCUGUGUCGUACUAUUAGCCAAUGAAUAAUGUGCGAUUUCCUACUUUUACAACCCCCCUCUUUUCAUGUGAUUAUUGGAUGUGUAAUGUGGUUGAUGUCGUCUCAGGGUUAACUUGUGGCGCCUGAUAAGAAAUUAUCAGCAUGUCUUCACCCUGGAGGGACGGAAAAAAUAAUAAUUCACGAUUGUAAUGUGACACUUUGUUAUUCGGUGGUGGUUUUUUUGUGCAAAACGUGAAGUAGCACACGAGGUAAAACGCAGCAAAAGUCGUAAAUGUCAUGUAUUGGUGUGUGAACAGCAAGGGCUUCUUUCUAAAAGCCACCGUUUUGCACCAACUUUAAACAAUCACCUGAAAAAAAUCAAUCCUUUAGACGAGGUGCAAAGAUCAGAUUUUCUACUUAAAGUGGCCUCAAUAGACCAGAAUGCAACACCAGCCAUGUGUUCUUGACUAAAGUGACGGGUAUUAACUGUAACUGUAAUCACAGUCACGCCUCACUGUUCACUUCACACCCAUGCUUUAGUGGUCGUUAAGAGGCACUGUGGGAAACAUAGGAAGCAUGUGUAAGUGGGUGCACCAGAAAUAGCUCAUUAUAACACUUCAACGCAAUAAUUUGAUCAGAGAUUGAUGAUUAGAGAGACUUAUUCGUGGAAUAGGUUGAUUUGUAUCAACACGAGCUGCCGAACUGCUUCAAAUGCUUCUAACUUUUGUUUAAAAAAGGC